Molecule: messenger RNA, 423 nt
Organism: Fimicolochytrium jonesii
Lineage: Eukaryota; Fungi; Chytridiomycota; Chytridiomycetes; Spizellomycetales; Powellomycetaceae
Exons: 2
Coding region: 1-423 (140 amino acids)
Source: RefSeq, a predicted model, not a curated record
AUGAAGGCCCACACGACACCCCUCUUCGACGCCCACAGAGCGCGCCUGGCCGCAGCAAAGCAGAAGGCAGAGGAAGCGCGGGCCUUCACCCCGGCCUCCGACGACGCCGAGGAUGACGACGAGGAGUAUACGUCGGUGGAGAGCAGCCUCCCACACUCGGAGUCCGUGUCGUCAUACGGAUCUACAUCUGGUGGCGACGAGACAGCGGGCUCCGAGUUGUGGGAGGAGGAGGAUUAUGCAUUUGCAGCGAAUCGCGAGGCUGCCCCUAUUCCGGGCUGUCUCCAUCGAUCGCGGGAGUUGAGAGCGGAACGUUCCAUGAGAUCAGAAUGCAGAGCGACUACGACGGCGACGGCGACUGAAUUCGAUCUGCAGUCUGAGAGGGAGUGUUAUAAACAACCCGUUUCAGCCACAGCUGCCUUUUAA